Messenger RNA from Chanos chanos (milkfish), 1169 nucleotides. RefSeq names its product eukaryotic translation initiation factor 2B, subunit 2 beta (gene eif2b2). The transcript has 8 exons. The coding region runs from base 73 to 1140 and encodes 355 amino acids. Gene Ontology annotation, biological process: translational initiation. Lineage: Eukaryota; Metazoa; Chordata; Actinopteri; Gonorynchiformes; Chanidae. Gene Ontology annotation, molecular function: translation initiation factor activity; guanyl-nucleotide exchange factor activity. The record is from RefSeq and is a predicted model, not a curated record. Gene Ontology annotation, cellular component: eukaryotic translation initiation factor 2B complex.
GCGAAGCUGGCUUACAUGUGAAAACAUAAUCUGAUGGAACACGACCUUUACUGAAGUGACAGAAAAAGAAAAAUGCCGGGCGCAGACAAAGAGACAGAUCUCUCCGAGCGCAUUGAGGCUUUCCUGGCAGAGCUGAAGCGGGGCGGGAGCAGGUCCGGAACUCUCCGUGGCUCAGCAGAAACAGCCCGAGAAACGACAGCCUUACUCCGGAGGAUUACGGCACAGGCCCGCUGGAGCAGCGCCGGGGACCUGAUGGAUCUGAUCCGGCGGGAGGGGAAGCGAAUGACAGCCGCCCAACCCUCUGAGACCACAGUGGGUAACAUGGUCCGGAGAGUGCUGAAGAUUAUCCGGGAGGAAUACGCUAGGUCUGGAGGCAGUAACGAGGAGACGGACCAGCAGGAUUCUCUUCACAAACUGUUGACGUCAGGAGGUUCUAAUGACGACAACUUUAAACGGCACUUCCCACACCUUAAAGCCAACGUUAUAGAGGCUAUUAACGAACUGCUCACAGAACUGGAGGGGACGACAGACAACAUAUCGAUGCAGGCUCUGGAGCACAUCCACUCAAACGAGGUCAUAAUGACGAUCGGGCGCUCGCGCACGGUCGAGGCAUUUCUGAAAGACGCCGCGCGCAAACGCAAAUUUCACGUCAUUGUAGCUGAGUGCGCCCCGUUCUGUCAGGGUCAUGAGAUGGCGACCAGUCUCUCUCAAGCUGGAAUUGAGACCACGGUCAUCGCUGACGCGGCCAUAUUUGCGGUGAUGUCACGGGUGAAUAAGGUCAUCAUUGGCACUCAGACAAUACUGGCCAACGGUGGUUUGAGAGCAGUGAACGGAACACACACUCUGGCCUUGGCAGCCAAACACCACUCAACACCACUUAUUGUGUGUGCACCCAUGUUCAAGCUCUCCCCACAGUUUCCAAAUGAAGAGGACACUUUCCACAAGUUUGUUUCCCCACAUGAAGUACUUCCCUUCACAGAAGGUGAGAUCCUGUCCAAGGUCAACGUUCACUGUCCUGUUUUCGACUACGUUCCUCCUGAGCUGAUCACUUUGUUCAUUUCAAACAUCGGCGGAAACGCUCCAUCAUACAUCUACCGUUUAAUGAGUGAAUUAUAUCAUCCCGAAGACCACGAGCUGUAGGAAACAUGAGAAUAAAGCCAAUAUACACA